This is a messenger RNA of Mytilus trossulus (common blue mussel), 1960 nucleotides long. Its product is annotated as tyramine beta-hydroxylase-like. Lineage: Eukaryota; Metazoa; Mollusca; Bivalvia; Mytilida; Mytilidae. The transcript has 9 exons. Bases 200 to 1909 code for a protein of 569 amino acids. Gene Ontology annotation, molecular function: copper ion binding; dopamine beta-monooxygenase activity. The record is from RefSeq and is a predicted model, not a curated record.
AUACUUAAGUUUAAAAGUUGUAAAAUGUAAGAAACUUAUAUAAGCAUAAUUAUGAGGAUAAUUUUUUUAUGGAUUGUACACAUUUUAUUAAGUCUUCUCAGAAAAGUUGAAAUGAUCAAUUUCCGGUUGUAAAGAAAGUCCCGGGCGUUAUGAAGUGUAAACCGCAACUAUAUAUAUAUAUUGUUAACUUCAGUGCAUCAUGUACAACGUAUUGAUAAGGUUCGUCACUAAGUUGUAUGGCCUUGCUAUUGUGAUCAAUGUAGCAGUAGGUUUCCCAAGAUUUCAAAAUGUGAUUCCUAAUGGCGAUAAGUUACCACAUCCAUGUAAACCUAAUUAUAUAUGGCAUGGCGUUGGACAUAGAGCAGACGGAGGCGAAGGGCCACUGAACGAUUUCGGAAAAGACUUCCUUCGACAUGGAAAGAUAUGGAAUAAAUCUUUAUGCAAGCUUGAUUCUGACAAAGAUGGAAGGAGUAAUGGAGAAGAACUUGGUGACCCUAAUUGUAUUUGGACACGAGAUACUAUUCCACAGAGACAGAAUAAUAUUACACAUCCCGGUGUAUGUGAUCCUUGGGAAAGUGAGGAAUGCAAGAAACAAAAUACAUGGGUUGACUGUGAUAUAGACGAACUAAAAUGUGCAGCCAUUCAUGAGACAGGUGUAAUGAAUAUCACGAUUCGAAUGCCGGAGACCCCGGUACCGAACAGAGAGACAAACUAUAUGUGCACUAUGUUUGAUUUACCAAGCAAUGGAGACUUUCAUAUGAUUGCCAGUGUGCCUUAUAUUGACAACAUUUAUGUAAUGCAUCAUAUGUUGUUGUUUGGGUGUGAAGAUACAGAUUACGUCAAACAGACCAAACCUAAUAAACCUGAGCCCUGUCUGAUGGGAGUAAAACACUGCAAUGACAUUAUAAGUGUAUGGACUGUGGGAUAUGCUGGACAGUGUGCAUCAAAAGAGUUUGGAUUUAGAAUUGGCGUGAAGGGAUAUAAACGUGUUGUACUUCAGGCUCACUGGAAUAACCCCGAGUUGAAAGAUAGUUAUGUCGAUAGCUCUGGUCUAACGCUUUAUUAUACAAAUAAACUAAGACCAAAUGAUGCAGCAGUGAUGCGGAUUGGCAGUAGCUAUUUUGAACUGCCACCAGGAAGAUCGAAAGUGGAAGUUGUUGGAACAUGCUCGUCGCAAUGUAGCAAAGCGCAGUUAAAAGGUCCCAUUUAUAUCACUGCAGCUGGAAAUCAUAUGCAUUAUUUGGGUGAAAAACAGAAGAUAGAGUUGAUACGUAAUGGCACAAAAAUUCAAGAUAUUACAAACGAAGACAAUUAUAAUUAUGAUAAACCAGUCACGCACAGUUUUAAAAUCCCAAUUGAAGUACAACCUGGAGAUGAAUUGAAAACUACAUGUGUGUUUAAAACUACAUCCAAACUAAAUUAUACUUACUAUGGACAAGGUACAAAUGACGAAAUGUGCUAUGGAUUUUUGAUAAUUUAUCCUGCAAAGAAUGUGAAACGAAAAUUUUGCACAUCUUGGAAAAGCAUUCCAGUAUGUGAACUAAAAGCUCCAAUAGUCAGAGGUUGCCAAACAGCAAAAUUAACAAACUUAUCAAAUCCCGAGUUUACUGAAAUGAGAAAUGCUGUGAAAGAUAAUUGUUUUACAAACGAUACCUGUUUAGAGAAAUGUAAAGACAAACUAACAAUCAUUAACAUUCAUCCAUGCAUGAACGGAGAUGUAGGACUAUAUAUUAAGAACAGAUUAAAUAGAUUAAAUGACCCUAGUGUGACAGAUUUUUAUCAUGGGAUUGAAUCAUGCUCCAAAGAGUUUAGAACUCAUGUAUCAAAACCGCCUACAUCGAAAUCGAGCAGACUUCUUCAAUUGCACAUUGUAUUUGUGUUUGGUUUUAUUGUCAUGUUCAUCAGAUAAAUCAAUGUUAACUUGGUUAUCAUGUUUUUCACAUAAAUGUAUGUAAACAAA